UAUACCCACUAAUAAUUUGAUCCUUGCGCUGGAACCAGAGACUGCUUCAAUCUUCUGCCAAUACUUAUCCACUGAGAAACUAAAGGGUUCGGAAUCUGGAUUUACCAUGCCAGCCGAGGGGACAGAGUAUAUGGUUGUUGAUCUAGGAGGUGGAACUGCAGAUAUAACGGUUCACCGGAAAGCUGCAAAUGGUAAAUUAAAAGAAAAACACAGAGCUAUGGGUAACAAUUGUGGUGGUACAUCGAUUGAUAAACGCUUCUUAGAACUGUUCGAAGAAAUAGUCGGAGAAACAACAAUGAAUUCAUUAAAGAAAGAAAGCCCUCUUGCAUAUUUGGAUCUUGUACGAGAGUUCGAAUCCCAGAAAAGAACAGUUGAAACAAGCACAAGAAUUAAAGUAACAAUGUCUAUCCCUGUCGUGGCGCUCGAUGAAAAGUGUCAGAAAGUUCACAAAAAAGACUUUAAGUCUCUACUGGAAAGCUCGCCAUACUCAAAAGACAUUAAACUAGCACAUGAUAAAAUCCGUAUAAACGUUGAGUUUUUUAAAAAGUUGUUUACCCCUUCAAUUGACGGUGUUAUAUCUCUAAUGAGAGAGAUUUUACGAAAUAGGUCAUUAAAGGAGGUCAAACAUGUUUUAAUGGUUGGAGGAUUCUCAGAAUGUCAACUGAUGCAAAGUGCAGUUCGAAAAGCAUUUCCGGAUCAGAGAAUUAUAAUUCCAGAAGAGGCUGGUCUGUCAGUGCUGAAAGGGGCCGUUUUGUUCGGUCAUAAGCCAGAUUAUAUACAAUCACGUGUCAUGCGGUGUAGUUAUGGCGUCAAAACAAAUGUAGCUUGGAACGAAAAGAAAUAUGAUAGAAAACAUUAUGUGAUUAUGGAAGGGGAAGAAAGGUGUGAUAAUAUUUUUUCUCUCAUUAUCGGGAAAGAUGAAAGCGCCGAAGCUGGAAUGAUAGUUAAAAAAUCUUUUUUUACACCUUACAAACAUCAAGACAAGAUGGACAUUAUGGUGUACGUAUCUGAAGAGACAACACCGGGAUAUGUGGACGAUGAUAGAUGCUUCCUGUUAUGUACACCGACAAUUACUUUUUCUGACACAUGCGAAGAGAGGCGUUGGGUAGACGUUGAAUUUGUUCUCGGAAAUACGGAAAUAGACCUGAAGGCGCACGAUAAAAACUCGGGGGAGGCAAUAUCGGCAAAAUUUAAUCUGAUUUAAUCAAAUUGCGAAAUGUUAAGUUUGAAGUAUCAACUAAAGUGUAAACACUU
This is a messenger RNA of Mytilus trossulus (common blue mussel), 1254 nucleotides long. RefSeq names its product heat shock 70 kDa protein 12A-like. The record is from RefSeq and is a predicted model, not a curated record. Lineage: Eukaryota; Metazoa; Mollusca; Bivalvia; Mytilida; Mytilidae. The transcript is spliced from 2 exons. Bases 107 to 1204 code for a protein of 365 amino acids. Gene Ontology annotation, molecular function: ATP-dependent protein folding chaperone; ATP binding.